AUGGAUGGCCGAAUUCCAGUUACGUCCUCCAGGUACUCAAUCAACGCCCUCAAAGUCCCAGUUGAGAAAGCCUGGCGCCCAUGGUACUCUGGUGGAGAGGUCGGAGGAUAUGUGGUUCGUUACAGAGGAGUAACACUGGUCACAGUAAGGGGUGCAGGCCACCAAGUACCAAGCAACCAACCAGAGAGAGCGCUCACCAUGAUUGCAUCUUUUCUUCGGGGCAAACUUCCUCCAGCCUAACCUUUCGAAAAGUGAAACCACCACCCACUCUGUGGAAAUAAUCUCUCCUUUUCUUUUUGUCAAAAUUUAAGUUAUUUGUAAUAAGAAACUGCUAUAUAUGCUGUUACAAGAAGUCCUACACAAGAAUAGAAAAUUAUGGGCAGGGAAAAGGAGAACGCACAUCACAAAAAUUGUGCAUCAAUAGAAUUUAGGCCUUUCAUCUGAUAAUAAAAAUGUUUCAGGAAUUAAAAGGAAAUUCAAUAUGAACAGCAAAAGUUCCCUUUUCUUCAUAAAGAAGACAAUCCUGUAAGAGACGGAUAAUUAAAAUACAAACAGCCAGACUGUCUUGUCUUGGAGAACUCCAACAAAAAAUUGAAUUUCAUACAUAAAUGAGGUAAAACUAAUUGCAGAUCUUAUGCAAUGGCUAAAAAGAAAACUCUCCUUUGUAGAGUAAGAAAUAUCUCCCAUAAUUGAAAAAACUCCUCUCUCCAAACUAGGAGUGCAACUAUAAAUAUUAUCAAUCAAAAAAAUUUAUUCUGAGAG
Molecule: messenger RNA, 762 nt
Organism: Rubroshorea leprosula
Lineage: Eukaryota; Viridiplantae; Streptophyta; Magnoliopsida; Malvales; Dipterocarpaceae
Source: the annotation of a GenBank genome assembly